AUGGAAUUGGAAUUGGAAAUGGAAAUGAACAGCCAAAGUGAUGACGAAGAGGAUGCUGAAGAUGACGAUGAAGACGGAAAUAAUCUCCAAAAUAACAACAACGAUAAUGAUAGCGCUACAAUUGAAUCGGAAGAUUCAAUUGAAAACAAAAAACCACUAGAUUUGGAUUUCUCAAAUCAAAACCAAUUGAUAAAUACCGAUGGCCUUAAAAAAGGACAACUAUCAUCCGAUUCAACUCAAUCUCCUCAAUUAUCAGAAAAUUCACAGGCACCCAACUCAAAACCAUUGAGCGACAAUACUGCUCAGUCCCCUUCUUCAAUGUCCAUUGAAACCUGUUCAAAAUGCUCUCUAACUUUUACAAGCAAAAGAGAAUUAACUAAUCACUUUAAUAUAAUUCAUCUUGGUUCUGAAAGGCCUUUUCCAUGCUCCAAAUGCUCAAGAUGUUUUAAAUAUAAAAACAACUUGUCAGUCCAUUAUAAACUCAUUCAUUUAAAAGAAAGAAAUUUCAAAUGUGAAGUUUGUGAAAGAUAUUUUGGCACAAUGGCAAACUUAAAGCGCCAUUCAAAAAAUGUUCAUAGCACUGAAGUAUAA
Messenger RNA from Ascoidea rubescens DSM 1968, 591 nucleotides. RefSeq lists its product as uncharacterized. Gene Ontology annotation, molecular function: DNA-binding transcription factor activity, RNA polymerase II-specific; RNA polymerase II cis-regulatory region sequence-specific DNA binding. Gene Ontology annotation, cellular component: nucleus. Bases 1 to 591 code for a protein of 196 amino acids. NCBI's taxonomy places the organism in Eukaryota, Fungi, Ascomycota, Saccharomycetes, Ascoideales, Ascoideaceae. Gene Ontology annotation, biological process: regulation of transcription by RNA polymerase II. The record is from RefSeq and is a predicted model, not a curated record. The transcript has a single exon.